AUGCCCCAUCUCUUGCCUGUCUUUCUUGCCACUCAGAGGUGUGUUUUUUAUAUGUAUGUGUAUGAAGAUGAGUGUGCUUGCAUGAAGGACAACAACUUCCUUGGCAAGUUUGAGCUCUCCGGUAUUCCUCCUGCUCCCUCAACUUGUGCAAGUGGAGAUGCUGCCCUCGCCACAAAAAAAUAUGACAGUGCUAUCACAACAAUGAUGGCAACUCAACGACACGACAACGACAAUGACAAUGACAAUGACAUGACAACAACGAACAACUAUGACUAUGGCUACGACUAUGAUGACGACCUGUUCUCUUGCACUCUUGCACUUUGA
This is a messenger RNA of Suillus paluster, 324 nucleotides long. RefSeq lists its product as uncharacterized. The transcript has 2 exons. NCBI's taxonomy places the organism in Eukaryota, Fungi, Basidiomycota, Agaricomycetes, Boletales, Suillaceae. The record is from RefSeq and is a predicted model, not a curated record. The coding region runs from base 1 to 324 and encodes 107 amino acids.